UCUCCGCACACAUGGUACGGUCCUUCUCUCGCUCGCAGUGGUUGGCGCCGGCUGCUUUGCACAUGGCCGAGUGAGUAAAAUCUCUGGAUUAAUGCUGUGAAGUUCACCACCGCCUUUUCACAAGCCCAGACUGACAGGAAUCGAUCUCUAAAUGCGAGAUACGGAGAACAUGGAGGCAGAGAUGGAGUAUGAGGACGGAGAAGAGCCUUCGUUCAGUGAUCCGGAGGAUUUCGUGGAUGACAGUGAUGAGGAGCUGCUGGGGGAUGUUCUCCGGGAUAAACCUCAGGAGGCAGACGGCAUCGACUCGGUCGUUGUGGUGGAUAAUGUCCCUCAGGUUGGGCCAGAACGUCUGGAGAAACUCAAGAACGUCAUCCAGAAGAUCUUCUCAAAGUUUGGCAAAAUCACCAAUGAAUUCUAUCCAGACGCAGAUGGAAAGACCAAGGGGUACAUUUUCCUGGAGUAUUCUGCACCAAGUCAUGCUCAUGAAGCUGUGAAGAACGCUGAUGGCUACAAGCUGGACAAGCAGCAUACUUUCCGUGUCAACCUGUUCACAGACUUUGACAAGUACAUGUCAAUCUGUGAUGAGUGGGAAGCUCCUGAGAAGCAGCCCUUUAAAGAUUUCGGGAAUCUGCGUCACUGGCUGGAGGAUCCUGACUGUCGUGAUCAGUACAGCGUAAUCUAUGACUCUGGUGAAAGAACAGGCAUAUUUGCUAAUGAUGUCAAGGAGCCUAUUGAAAUAGAGGAGAGAGCGCGCUGGACCGAAACAUAUGUUCGCUGGUCUCCAAAAGGCACCUAUCUGGCCACAUUCCAUCAGAGAGGCAUCGCUCUCUGGGGCGGUGAGAAGUUCAAGCAGAUCCAGAGGUUCAGUCAUCAGGGGGUUCAGCUCAUUGAUUUCUCACCCUGUGAGAGGUAUGUCAUGGACUGUAGAAAUGGGUUCAUAGUUGUAUUUGACUGGUUCAUUUGUAUAAUUUUCUCUGCUUCAUCCUGUAGCAUGAAUGGAGCUCUUGCUUUUGUGGACACGUCAGACUGCACCAUGAUGAACAUCGCAGAGCAUUACAUGGCCUCAGACGUAGAAUGGGACCCCACCGGACGAUAUGUUGUGACAUCUGUCUCCUGGUGGAGCCACAAGGUGGACAACGCCUUUUGGCUGUGGACAUUCCAGGGCCGUCUGCUGCAGAAGAUCAACAAAGAGCGUUUCUGCCAGCUGCUGUGGAGGCCCCGUCCUCCCUCUCUCCUGACUCAAGAGCAAAUAAAGCUCAUUAAGAAGGACUUGAAGAAAUACUCCAAGAUCUUCGAGCAGAAAGAUCGUCUCAGUCAGUCCAAGGCAUCAAAGGAACUGGUGGACAAGAGACGUUCCAUGAUGGAGGAGUAUCGCAAGUACCGUGAGAGAGCCGUAGACAUGUACAACGAGCAGAGACCUCUCCGCCUUGAACUCAGAGGAGGUGUGAACGCUGAUGAGCUGGACAGCAAUGUCGAUGACUGGGAGGAAGAGACCAUUGAGUUUUUCAUCAAUGAAGAAAUUAUUCCCAUCGGAGAUCUGUAAUUCCAACAGCAGUAUCCGUUUUUUAGUGGAGGAGUGUGGACUAGCAUUGGAAAAAAAUUGAGGGAUCCCCUAUCAGAGUUUUCCUUGUUAUCAUCAGUCCAAGUGCCUUUUAAUACUGGUCGCUGCAGAAGGAGAAGUUUGUGCCACUGUUGACUGCUGCUUUUUAACAAAAUCAUCCAGCUCUGGGAGAAGCCGCCCUGCCAACGUCAUUCAGGCCUGCUCUUGGUGGAUCUGAUCGUAACGCGUUCUUGUUCUUGCCUUUGGUUGAUCUACCUCAUCAUAAGGGUGUUACCAUGGCUCAAUAUGCCAAAAACUGUUUUUACAUCAUCUCACAGAAGGAAAACAUUUUGUUUCCUAAGAUUUUCCAAAAGGCGAACUUGUACUCUAGUGUGCGAAAAUGGCACUACAGUGGUCUGUAUCCUCCUCCAUUCAGAUUACCUGAUAUUAAAUGCACAACAAGGGAAUAAAGUUGAACUGAAAUUCAA
Molecule: messenger RNA, 2028 nt
Organism: Sinocyclocheilus grahami
Lineage: Eukaryota; Metazoa; Chordata; Actinopteri; Cypriniformes; Cyprinidae
Product: eukaryotic translation initiation factor 3 subunit B-like
Exons: 12
Coding region: 152-1543 (463 amino acids)
Biological process (GO): translational initiation
Cellular component (GO): eukaryotic translation initiation factor 3 complex
Molecular function (GO): RNA binding; translation initiation factor binding; translation initiation factor activity
Source: RefSeq, a predicted model, not a curated record